AUGGUCGCUGGAAGCCCUACACGCGACACCUACAACGCCUCAAACUUCGCUGACCAGGCAAUCAGCUUCGUCUGCCUCGACUACAGCGGAACUGUCUCCAACAACCCCGCUUACGCUCAGCGCCAGGACAUCAACUUCCCCGACAUCAACAUGUGUCAGGACGGCAUCCGCCUCCAGGUCUUCUUCCCCCAGUGCUGGGAUGGCGUCAACCUCGACAGCUCCGACCACAAGUCACACAUGGCCUAUCCCGUCGACACCUACGACGGUGGCCACUGUCCCGAGUCGCACCCAGUCCACACCGUCGCGAUAUUCUACGAGCAGAUUGUGCCGGUCAGCAACUUCAACUACUGGGGCCAGGGAGCCUACGCCCUGUCCACCGGCGACCCGACUGGUCUGACGUACCACGCGGACUUCCUGAUGGGAUGGAAUCAGUCUGUGCUGCAGGACUCGGUCGACAACUGCCACAACAUGAACGGUGACAUCACUCUGUGCCAGGUUCUUGUACCGUACAUCAAUGAGGAUGCCGCGUCAGCAUGCACUCUGGAUGCUCAAGUCGUUGACGAGGAUGUCGGACUCGGCGACCAGAUCUCGGCGCUUCCUGGAUGCAACCCCGUGCGGACGGACUUCUCUACGGAGGCGAGCUGCCCUAAUUCGGUCACGCCCGGGUUCUUCAACCCUGUGGCGACACUCACUCCGGGAUGGACGGACGUUGGCUGCAUCGCUGAGGGCACGAAUGGGCGUGCACUGACGGGCGCGUCGACGACGUCGCCGAACAUGACUGUGAACUUCUGUGCGGGCUUCUGUGGAAGCAAGGGAUAUACAUAUGCGGGCGUCGAGUUUGGUGACGAGUGCUACUGCGGGAGCUCGUUUUCGAAUGGAGCGAAUGGGAGCGUGACGAACUGGUACGAUUGCAGCACUCCCUGUGCGGGUAACCCAGAGUAUGAGAAGUGCGGCGGCCCGCAGAGGCUCGAGCUCCUGAAGGCUGGUGGUGCUCCCGUCUCCAUCUCCUCUUCGGCCGCUCCCAACUCGACACCCGUCCCCGUUCUCUCAUCCUCGGCCGUCCCUCUCCCGGCCUCUUCUUCGGCCGUCUCUCUCCCAGCCUCCUCCUCUGCCAUCCCUACUUCCCAAAUUUUGGCUGCCCCCACGCCGUCUUCGGUCACGGCCUCCGUCUCCGCUGUGCCCGCUUCGGCUUCCUCCGCUGCACCGGCUUCUGGUUCAUCCUCUGGCUCAUGGGCCUCCGCAGGCUGUGUCCAGGACGGCCCCUCCCGUGCCCUAACUGGCUACAGCUUCACCUCAUCGUCCAUGACAACCGCGACGUGCCAGUCGACCUGCGCGCAAAAGGGCUUCACGAUGGCCGGUAUUGAAUACGGCGAUGAAUGCUACUGCGGUAACUCGUUUGAGAACGGUCUUGGCCAGCAGGUCACCACCGGCCCCGCGUGCUACAUGACCUGCAAUGGUGCGCCCAACGAGAACUGUGGUGGCAGCUGGACGCUGAGCCUCUACACACUCAACGGCGCUGCGCCUGCUUCCUCUGCGUCUACCUCGUCCGCCCCUGCUCCUGCCGCCUCGGUCCCCGCCAACAACAGCGCCUCUGGCUCCUCAUCUGCGUCUGGCACCUGGACUUCCGCCGGAUGUGUCCAGGACGGCUCCGCUCGUGCCCUCACAGGCUACUCGUUCACCUCGUCGUCUUUGACGACCGCAAUGUGCCAGACGACUUGUGCGCAGAAGGGUUUCACUAUGGCCGGUAUUGAGUAUGGCGACGAGUGCUACUGUGGUGACUCGUUCCAGAAUGGUCUUGGCCAGCAGGUCACCACUGGCCCCGCAUGCUACAUGACAUGCAGCGGCGCGCCCAAGGAGAAGUGCGGUGGCAGCUGGACCCUGAGCCUCUACACACUCAACGGCAGCAGCGCAGCAAAGCGCUCCACGAAGCGCUCUAAGCACUUUGGCCGCCACCACCAGCUCCGUUCGCAUUUCUGAGUUUGCCCCAGCCCGGGGACCGCGUUCCCGGCUGCCGCGCUGAGGCCUGGUCCUCUGCGCCCCUUUGAUUUCCAUUCUCGCUAUCGCUACUCUGCUCUUCGUCGCUCUCAGUCCUCGCCUUGCAUCACGAUUCUCGUCUUUCUCACACCAUCGUUGUCUCCCUGCUCUCGCAUUCAAGUACCCCAUCCGGCUCCGGCACGGCCCGCAUGAGUCGCCACCUCCCAUUCUCUCGUCUCUCUCGUCUUCAAGUCUCGCAGACGCACGUAUCAGGUUGGGAGAGAGCGGACACACUUUUCGGCAACGCACGCGGCGCGCUCAGCUUGCACUCAACGACACACUUUUACUGGAUAAAAUUGCCUACGCGAGUGCUACGCCCCGCGCCACCACGCACGCACCGUCCGCGCUCUUUGACUUGCGAGCCCAACCAUCAUGCGUCUUUUCUCAUCGGUUUUACCCUGACGCGCUAGGCUUUCGCGUCCGGUUUUCGAGUUGUCGUCGUAGCUUGUAGCUACGCCUGCCAGAGUUUCUGUUUGCUUCCGCGAAUAAAGAUUGAUUUUGCA
Phanerochaete carnosa HHB-10118-sp is the source of this 2537-nucleotide messenger RNA. RefSeq lists its product as uncharacterized. NCBI's taxonomy places the organism in Eukaryota, Fungi, Basidiomycota, Agaricomycetes, Polyporales, Phanerochaetaceae. The record is from RefSeq and is a predicted model, not a curated record. Bases 1 to 1977 code for a protein of 658 amino acids. The transcript has 3 exons.